Messenger RNA from Aspergillus steynii IBT 23096, 870 nucleotides. Its product is annotated as PHD finger protein. The coding region runs from base 1 to 870 and encodes 289 amino acids. The record is from RefSeq and is a predicted model, not a curated record. The transcript is spliced from 2 exons. NCBI's taxonomy places the organism in Eukaryota, Fungi, Ascomycota, Eurotiomycetes, Eurotiales, Aspergillaceae.
AUGCUUAGAACUCCACCAGAUACGUCGGGCUUACCGCAGCCACGGAUGCUACAGGAGGGCUCGCCGCGUCAAUACAACCCCCCGGGUCGCAAGCGACCGGUGCGUCAUAUGGCGACAGAUUUCGGGACGAGUAGUGUGUCCGGUGCUGAGAAACGUCGGAUAUACGACGAAUGGACUAGAGCUGGAAAGCCUCACAACUUGAUCUGCUCGCAAUGUCGAAAACCAGAUGAUUUGAUUCCAUGCGAGACUUGCUGCAGGUCCUACCACGCAGCGUGUCUUAUGCUUGGCGGUCUAUCACCUCACGCAGGAGCGUUUCAUUGUCCGUCAUGUAGGCGAAAUCAAUGGGACCAGUCUCUUCAAUUUGACACUCCCCUGCAAUCGUCCAACGUCUCCCCCAGCAGCACCCCGAGUGGGAAUGGCUCCAGAGUCACCAGUCCGUCUGUAUACAUGGCGUUUGAUCAUCGUUCGCCACUGGACUCGCCGGGGUCGACUAUGUAUCCGCAGAACUUCCGACAGCUUGAUCAUUCAAUACCUGUUCAACCUGCCUUCGCAUCUCAGGCCAGGGAUUUCUUGAUGAGCAACGGACAGUUUCCGGCUCACCAGGAGUUUCCGCCUGAGCUUUUGUCGAGAUUAGGAUCGAUGAUGGCAGCUCUGGAGACGCAACGAUCACUGCAAGAUGAGAUUCGGAAUCUGAAAGAGGAGAAUGCAACUUUGCGGAACGAUAAUGCUAACAUGAGGGAUUACUUCAAUUCUAACCUGCCGACUCGUGAGCCCAUGAUCGCCGCUCAGCCAUCGGACAUGUCGGAUACCCCGAAGGUGACUGACACCAGCGAGAAAGCAUGGGACAGGAUCAUGUACGACAUCAUUUGA